Messenger RNA from Anthonomus grandis grandis, 2622 nucleotides. It is a transcript of the gene Plod, whose product is annotated as procollagen-lysine,2-oxoglutarate 5-dioxygenase. Gene Ontology annotation, cellular component: endoplasmic reticulum. Lineage: Eukaryota; Metazoa; Arthropoda; Insecta; Coleoptera; Curculionidae. The record is from RefSeq and is a predicted model, not a curated record. Gene Ontology annotation, biological process: peptidyl-lysine hydroxylation. The transcript has 9 exons. Bases 145 to 2343 code for a protein of 732 amino acids. Gene Ontology annotation, molecular function: iron ion binding; L-ascorbic acid binding; procollagen-lysine 5-dioxygenase activity.
UCUCCUCAUCCGCAGUGUAGUGUGAGGAUGUUGAACUCAAGAGAUCUCUAGGGUACUAAGGGAUUUUUUUUAAAUAUUGGUGAAGGGUUAGUUUAAGUUUAAACAAUCAUAAUAAUUAGUUUAUAGUGUAAAGAAUCUCUCAACAUGGCUCUUAAGUGCCCCCUUUUAAUUGUGCCAUUUUUAUUUUCCUUCUUAAGUACAUAUGCUUUGGAAAAUGAUGUAUUAGUGUUCACGGUAGCCACCAACGAAACCCACGGUUAUAACCGGUACAUCGACUCGGUAAGAACCUUUGGUAUAGAACCGAAAAUUCUCGGUUUCGGCCAAAAAUGGAAGGGAGGAGACAUGUUAUACCCCGGAGGUGGCUGGAAGAUAAACCUCCUUAAAAACGCCCUCAAACCAUUCGAAGGAAGUGAAGAGAAAAUUGUGGUUUUUACCGAUUCUUACGACGUGAUCUUUUUGGGACAAUUGUCGGAGAUUAUUAGACGAUUUAAGGAUACGGGGGCCAGGGUGCUGUUUGGGGCCGAGCCGUUUUGUUGGCCCAAUGUGGAACUGGCUCCACAGUAUCCCGAAGUUACCAAAGGACAAAGGUUCCUUAACUCAGGCGCCUAUAUAGGCUACCUAAAAGAAAUCAAUAAUAUUCUGAACAGGGCAGAGAUAAAGGAUACCGAAGACGACCAGCUAUUUUUCACUAAAGCCUACUUAGACAAAGACUUCAGAGAGAGUAACAAGAUUCAGCUGGAUCACCUCAGUGAAAUUAUUCAUAACCUGCAUGGGGCGUCAGAUAUUCUGGAAAUUAAGACGGUGGAGCACAAGGAGGGACCGGAAACGUACUAUUUAAAAAACAGGGAAACCGGCACCGAACCGUUAAUCGUUCACGGAAACGGUCGCUCGAAAGUCACAUUGAAUUAUCUGAGCAACUAUUUGCCUAACGGAGUGUGGAAUUCGAUCGAUGGCUGUGUCAGUUGCAAAAAGGGCCAAUUGGAUCUGGAGAAAAUUAAACGGGAUGAGUGGCCCACGGUGCUGUUGGCCCUUUUUGUCGAGAUGAACACCCCGUUUUUGGAAGGGUUCUUCAAGAAGAUUCAUCAGUUGGAGUAUCCUAAAAAUAGGAUACAUCUGUUUGUUCAUAAUGCGAUGAAGUAUCACACGAACCAAGUAAACCGAUUUAUUGAAGCUCAUGGAGCCGAAUAUUUGUCAGUUAAACAGAUCAAGCCGGAGGAUGGAACGACCGAGUGGGCUGCAAGGGAUUUAUCCUUGGACCAGUGCUUAGCGAAAAACUGCGAAAUCUACUUUGCAGUAGACUCAAUCGCCCACCUAGACAACCAGUUCACGCUCAAAUUACUGAUUGAGCAAAAUAGAACCGUGAUUGCUCCCAUGCUGGUCAGACCGGGGAAAGCGUGGAGUAACUUCUGGGGCUCCCUCACCAAAGACGGAUUUUACGCCAGGUCCAAUGACUACAUGGAUAUUGUACACAACGACAAGCGAGGUUUAUGGAACGUCCCCUACAUAAACAGUGCCUACGUAAUCAACUCCACCCUACUUAAAACCUACGACAGAUCACAAUUGUCAUACAACAAACCGACCGUGGACGCAGACAUGGCGAUAUGUCAAACGCUUCGGGAUCUAGACGUGUUCAUGUACGUCUCGAAUCGCGUGGACUUUGGACAUUUAAUCAACGCGGACUCUUACGAUAUCACCAGGACCGAACCGGACAUGUAUCAGAUUUUCGAGAACGAGCAGGACUGGGAGGAGGCUUAUAUACAUCCCGAUUAUCCCGAGGAGCUUAACCCUCAACACAAAAACGAACAGCCUUGUCCGGAUGUCUAUAGGUUCCCAAUAGUGACAAGGAAGUUCGCCCAGUCGUUAAUUAAUAUGAUGGAGAGUUUCGGUAAAUGGUCUUCUGGUAAAAACGAGGACGAGCGUUUAGAAGGGGGUUACGAGGCGGUUCCUACCAGGGACAUUCACAUGAACCAAGUGGGAUGGGAAAGGCACUGGUUGUAUUUCUUGCAGAAGUACGUAAGGCCGUUACAGGAGCACGUUUUUACUGGUUAUUAUCAUGAUCCGCCCAGGAGUUUAAUGAAUUUCGUUGUUAGAUACAGACCAGACGAGCAACCGUCACUAAGACCCCACCACGACAGUUCAACUUAUACCAUCAACAUCGCCUUAAAUGAAGCAGGUAAAGAUUAUUCUGGGGGCGGCUGUCGAUUUAUCAGGUACAACUGUAGCGUUACCGACUCGAAAGUUGGAUGGAUGUUGAUGCACCCCGGUAGACUGACCCAUUAUCACGAGGGUCUACUUGUGACCAAUGGUACUCGGUACAUCAUGAUUUCUUUUGUGGAUCCGUAGAAAACUGCAUUUAUGUUGUUGACAUAAGGCCUAAUCCUAUUAGUUUUAAGGUUACUAAACUGUUAAGUAAAAUUAUUACUUUAUAUUGGGACUGUUAGUAUAAUUUAGAAAACACUUUUUCAAUAUUUGUUUUUUUAGUUCUUCUCUCGUUUAACUUAGGUUUAAGUAAUAAUUGUCUUAAUCUAAGGCCAUUCGCAUCAUUAAAACUGUAACUACUUAUUGACUGCCUAAUACAACCUCAUGAAAAUAGAUAUUAAUAAAAUGUUUAAUAAUUUUGUA